AUGUCUUACUCUGACAAGGACUCCUCCCGCGUCGCAGCCGGUCUCAAGGCCGCCAUCCACAACCCCUCCGUCAGCGACGAGGCCAAGGACAACGCCGCAGCGCGCCUCGAGCGCAUGGAAGGCCGCACUCACACUGGCACCCACACCGGCCAGUCCAACUCGCACGUCCUCGGCGGGUACAAGGCCACCUUGAGCAACCCCAACACGUCCCCCGAAGCCAAGCGCCACGCCGAGGAGAUUCUCGCGUCUGCGGGCAUCGGCGAGCGCGCACACGAUACCUCCGAGGACGAGCACGAGAAGCGCGUUCUCGCAGGGUACAAGGCCGCUCUUCACAACGAUUCCGUUUCUCCAGAGGCCAGGGCGCACGCUCGGGAGGUUCUCACUGCCUACGGUGUUGAUGUCUAG
Coniophora puteana RWD-64-598 SS2 is the source of this 405-nucleotide messenger RNA. RefSeq lists its product as uncharacterized. Bases 1 to 405 code for a protein of 134 amino acids. The record is from RefSeq and is a predicted model, not a curated record. Gene Ontology annotation, cellular component: cytoplasm. NCBI's taxonomy places the organism in Eukaryota, Fungi, Basidiomycota, Agaricomycetes, Boletales, Coniophoraceae. The transcript is spliced from 4 exons.